Molecule: messenger RNA, 673 nt
Organism: Eurytemora carolleeae
Lineage: Eukaryota; Metazoa; Arthropoda; Copepoda; Calanoida; Temoridae
Product: cuticle protein 7
Exons: 2
Coding region: 84-593 (169 amino acids)
Cellular component (GO): extracellular matrix
Source: RefSeq, a predicted model, not a curated record
GUCAGGUGCCGGUUUGAGUAAGUAUAAAAUGGUCUCAUCAGUUGGUUUUAUUACCAGUUGAUUCAAACCAACAUACUACAAACAUGAAGGUCUUUAUUGUUCUUGCUCUGACCGCUGUAGCAGCAGCUGACAAUGCUCCCAGAUACGGAUAUGCACCUACACCAGCUUAUGCUCCUGCACCAGCUUAUGCUCCUGCACCAGCUUAUGCACCUGCACCAGCUUAUGCUCCUGCACCAGCUUAUGGUCAUGCUGCUCCUGCCUAUGCUGAUGAGGCACCAGUCUAUUCCUUCAACUAUGGUGUAGCUGAUGAUUACUCUGGAGCUACCUUCAACCAUGGUGAGAACAGGGAUGGGUAUGCCACCUCUGGAUCCUACUCUGUUGCUCUUCCUGAUGGCAGAAUCCAGACUGUCAACUACAAGGUUGCUGAUGCUUAUAGUGGAUAUGUUGCUGAUGUUACCUACUCUGGAGAGGCCAAGUAUGCUCCUGCUCCUUACAAGGCUGCUCCUGUCUACAAGGCUGCUCCCGUCUACGCCCCUGCUCCUGCAUACGCUCCUGCCCCUGCCUACAACCCUGCCCCUGUUUACCAUGGAUAAGCUGUCAUUAAUGUAUUCCUGUGUAUUUAUAUAUUUAUGGAAUAAAUAUCAAAACUUUACAAAAGUUUUGUACAAUUUUU